Messenger RNA from Hippopotamus amphibius kiboko, 4557 nucleotides. It is a transcript of the gene BORCS8, whose product is annotated as BLOC-1 related complex subunit 8. Lineage: Eukaryota; Metazoa; Chordata; Mammalia; Artiodactyla; Hippopotamidae. The record is from RefSeq and is a predicted model, not a curated record. Gene Ontology annotation, cellular component: BORC complex. Bases 1596 to 2075 code for a protein of 159 amino acids. The transcript is spliced from 6 exons.
GUCGCCUGGCAGGAGGGGGGUGGUACCACUGGGAUGCACCCCUGCCCACUCUCCCCAGCGCUGCGGAAUUGGGGGCGGGGCGGGCGGCUGGGGUCAGAUGUGGGGCGGGGAAGCACACGUGGAUGCACACACAUAGAGAUGCUCAGACAGACAGACAGACAUGGGUACACGUGUGGAGACUCAGGUCACGUCGGCAGCCACAUGCACACGCCAGCACGUGAGGUCACACAGGCACGGACACACCGGCGCAGGAGUGUGGGCACACACCUUUCCUCAGGUGCUCCUUCAGCUGGCUCAGCUCCCCCUGGGCCGCGAGCUGGUGGAUGGACAGGGCUGGGGGCCAGGGAGAGGCAGAGUCCUCACCUGUCCCAUCUGUGCUCCACGCCCCUGUUUACUCCCUGUCCAAAGUUGCUCCUCUCAGCCCCUGCCAGCCCGCUACUUCUUUCCCCCUUGGGGAUGGGGCUCCCACUCACAGUCCAAGGUGGCCGGCAGGGCUGACACCUCAUUCCCCCGCUGCCGGUUGGUGAGGGUCGUGGAGUGCUUUAGGGAGCUGCCUGCUGGGAGAGAGAAAGGGCCUCCGUUUCUCCUCAGCACGCCUUGGGCUUCAGGCCAGACGCUGGGGGCUUGGAACUACCAGAGACAGUGCCUGGCUCCACUACCCACUCACUCCACCCUCCCAGGUGCCCAGGGUGUGGAUUUCUCAUCCACCCCUGUGAGGUUCUGCACAAACGAGACAGUCCCUGCCCUCAAGGGGCCCAUGCACAAGCCGGGGAGUCAGACAGAAACAGAGAAAUAGAAUGAAAGCUUAAGUUGAAAUACGUGUUCAGGAGAAAUGAAAAGUAGCUGCAAAGGGGUGGAAAGAAGGGAGGGCAGGGGGUGAGUCCCUUUUAGAGAAAGUGGUCAGGGAGGAGGUGACACCAGUUGAGAGCUUGGCCAGUUGAAGAAACCUGGGGAGAGGUGUGGGAAGAGCAUUUCACACAGGGAAUGGCAGGGACAAAGGCCCCAGAGGGACUGAGUUUAACACGUUCAAGGAUUCCAGUCAAAAGAAACCCUUGGGUCCUCACUAAGUCAAAGAGAAUUAUCAUCUGACGCAGCAGUUCCAUUCCUAGAUAUCUACCCCAAAGAGGUGAAAUCGUGUUCGGACAAACACCUGUCCAUGCACGUUCACAGCAGCACUGUUCAGUCACUGAGAGGGAAACAACCCAAAUGUCCAUCAAUGCAUAAAUGAAUGAACUAAAUGUGGUCCAGCCCUACCAUGGAAUAUCUUUCAGCUAUAAAAGGGAUGAAGCACUGACACACCAUACAAUGUGGAUGAACCGUGAAAACAGCUUGCUGAGUUAAAGAAGCCAGAACGGGAAAGGCCACAUGUUAUGUGAACCCAUUUAUAUGAAAUGUCCAGAACAGGAAAAUCCAUAGAUACAGGAAGCUGAUUUUUGCUUGCCAGGGGCUGGAGGGGGGGAAUGGGGAAUGACUGCUAAUGGGCCUGGGGUUUCCUUUGGCAGUGAUGGAAAUGUUCUAGAACUACAAAGAGGUGGAAGUUAUAUACCGCUGUGAAUGUACUUACUGCCACUGAACUGUAAGCAAUUCUGGUUAAAAUGGUAACUUUUAUGUUAUGUGGGCUUUACCACAAUUUUAAAAAAAAGCACAGGGUGGAGAUGGAAGACACAUCCAAGGUGAAGGGACACAAAGACAGAAGUCCCAUCUUGGGCCUGACAUUCCACCAUUCUUGCAUCCCAGAAGCAGGAGUCCAGGUCACGGACAAGUUCACCGAGAGUGUCUACGUCCUGGCCAAUGAGCCGUCCGUGGCCCUGUACCGGCUGCAGGAGCAUGUGCGCCGCUCUCUGCCCGAGCUGGCCCAGCAUAAGGCUGACAUGCAGCGGUGGGAGGAGCAGAGCCAGGGAGCCAUCUACACAGUGGAGUACGCCUGCAGCGCCGUGAAGAACCUUGUCGACAGCAGCGUCUACUUCCGCAGCGUGGAGGGUCUCCUCAAACAAGCCAUCAGCAUCCGGGACCACAUGAAUGCCACAGCCCAGGGCCACAGCCCCGAGGAACCGCCCCCGCCCUCCUCAGCCUGAUCCUGGAAGAGACUUGGAGGUGCUCUGGCUCCUCUGACCCAGACCCUGCUCUGCUCCUCGCCAGAACUGCCACCCCACUCCCCGCUCUCAGAGUCUCCACUCUCACUCUUCCCCAGACUGCACCCCGCCGAGGGUUGUAGGUGAGCUUCACAGGGUCAAGUCUUGGCCUCUCCUGCUUCUCCAGGCCCAGAGUCCUACACAGCCUCAUUUUACAGAAGAGGAAACUGAGGCUCCGAGAGGCGAGGUAGGGUCACCACCUGUGACUGGAAAUGCCAGGAUUCACAUCCAGACCCUCUAACUCCUAGCGCAUCACCUCUUCCCUCAGCCCCGCCCAGGAUCCUGCCUCAGAUGCCACCUCAUCAGGGCUACCCUGCAGCCCUGGGGGGUCUCUCAGACCGCCUUAACCCUCAUCUCUUGCCUCCCAGCCCGACCAAAGCUGGGCCCUCAGACACAGCCUUGUGGGACUUGGCAGGGACGGAAGACCAAGCAAGUGUGGCCAGCGCGUUCCUCCUGCUCCAGCCUGGAGUCUCCGGGUCAGCCAUGAAUGUCCUGAGACAAGGCUUCACUGCCUCUGGAUUCUUACCCACCCCCCACUGGCCAUGGACAUGGCCAUGGCCCCUCAGACCUAUAACUGCCACCAUGACAGUCCUGAUCGUGCACCUGCUGUGUGCCCAGAUCCGUGCUGGGGGCUUCACAAGGGUCAUCUUUCAUCUUCAGAUGGCCCUGUGACACAGGCAGAUGUCACCCCAGAUACAGAUGGGAAAAGAGAGGCUCCAAGAGGUGGCAUGAUUUGUGUGAGAUCACACAGAGAAGAGUAGACUUCAGCCUAGUUUGGUCCCAGCCCUGCUUCUGACAUGCUGUGUGACAUGGGUCUGGCGCUGACCCUCUCUGGUCCUACCUUUCUCCAUCUCAACAAGGAAGGCUGGACUGGACCUUCUCUACAGGCUGAGGCAGACAUUUGUGUACCUGCCUGCCUGGACUGCCUUCUGCCUCAAGCAGAAAUGCCCACCCCAGGCUCACGCCGUAUGGAGAAGCCAUCCUAACUCCAGGGGUGGAUGUGGGACCCUGGCCUGGCUAAUCAGAAUCCCCCUAUCUCCCAGGUCAUAGUGAUUGGUUUGAGAUGGGCAUGUAAUCCAAUGAGAGGUCUUCCCUGAGGAUUUUGCUGGAAAAGUGCAAAAAGUACCAUCUUCCUUCUGGGGUUGGUGAUGAAAUGGGGUACCUGAGAACAAUGCCUGGGGGCCUGGAUCAAGCUGUACCUGACACUAGAAAAUCUCAAUUCUUCAGUUUCAUGAGUCCCUAAAAUUACUGUAUUUGCCAAAAUUUGCUUUGAGUCUGUUUCUGCUGACUUGAGACGAGCCCACACUGAUGUGAUCUCUGCGAUUUCCAAGCCUGGGAGAUCAUGGCCCGUGGUUGUACACCUCCAAGGUUAGCUGCGUGCCAACACAGUGCCCAGCAAAAUGUAUCAGGAAGAUCAGAAUGGAGUUGUUGAGGGUACAGCUCGGGUGGGUCCAGGACCACUGCUCUGGGAGGAUUCCCCCAGCUUGGCACAGAGAAGUGGUUGGGAGAGAGGGGUGGGCGAAGGCCAAGGGUACCUGUCUCCUAGAGGAGACACAGAGGAUCCUGGUGGGGUAUCAGGGCUGUAGAGGGGCCUGAGGACCUGGGAGGGGGUUCAGAGGUGCAGGAGGUAUUGAGAAAUAACUGCCUCCCACCACCAGGAAACAGGGUCAGCCCUCUCUCCUCUCCUAGGGUGUACUGGGGGCCUGUGUGCCACCAUUCUGCCUUCCCUCUGCCCCAGCUCAGUUUGAGUGGAGGGAGGAGCCUCAUGUUCACACUAUUUUAGGCCCUGCCUGGUGUGUAGCCCCCACAAACUCAUCUCCCACUCUUCACCCACUCUGCAGGCACCUCUCGUGCAUGCCUCCUUCCACCAUGCAGCCAUUUAUCCAGCAGACAUUGACUGCUGUCUCUGAGCCAGGCUCUGCCUGGCCAGUGGAUGCCCUGGUAAGUCAGAGAGACCAACCCUGGCCCCAGGUCUCAGACACACUGGACAGACAGGCAGCUAAGUGAGAUAACUGCAUGUAUCCCAGGGACAGCUUUGGACGGGUCAGGCGCUGUGAGCUAGUGGGGGGCAGUCAUGAGGUGCCCUAGACCUUUUGAGGGCUCCCUGUCACCCACAGCCCCUGAACACGACCUUAGCCAGCGACUAGUAGUCCUCUCAAAGAGGUCUGUGCCGGACUGUGGGUUGUCAGAUCCCCCGCCACCGCAAGUCCUAGGGCUCACGGAGGUGCUGGUUAAUUUGCGUUUUAUUUGCAUGGUCGGCUUGCCUUUCAGGCGUGGCGUACGUCGGUCCCCUGGCGGCCGCAAGGGGGCGCAAGAGGCAAAGCCUUGGCCGGGCACUCCGCCUCCAAGCGGUCAUUGUCCGCAGUCUUGGCUGAUCCUAGAGGGUGCAUCGUGACCCUCCGCCCUUUUUCACUUUAUACGUCCU